UUUAACAUGGACAUUGAGGAUCAAAUAAAAAACUUGACCGAAGAAGGAACUAAAGCUUUAAAUUUAGGAGAGUUUGAAAAGGCUAUUGAAAAGUUUAGUGAAGUUUCUGAACUUUCUACUAUAAUUUAUGGAAAUGUUUCUGAAGAGUAUGCAAAAGCUCUAUAUAAUUACGGACGUGCAUUACUUGAAAAUGCAAUGGUGCAAAAUAAAGUACUUGCAAAUGAUGCACUUGAACAACAAUCUAAAAAUGAUACUAUUACAGAUGAUCUUCUACAACAACAACCAAACACUUCUCAUCUUUACUUUGAAGGUGAACCUGAUUUCUCUGAUGGAAAUGACGAAGGCGAUGUUGUUAACCUUGUUGAAGAAAUAGAUUCAAUAACUGAAACAAUAGCUGAAACAACUAUUUCAAAUGAUGAUCAAAGUGACGAUGAUUUGACAUUAGCGUGGCAAAUUUUGGAAUUAGCAAGAAUCACAUAUUUAAAAAUUGAUUCAAAAGAUAAAGAAAAAAAAUUAAUUCUUGGUGAAAUAUACAUUAAAUUGGGCGAUGUAUCUCUUGAGUCUGAAAAUUUAGAUCAAGCUGCAAUUGAUUAUCAAGAAGGUGUGAAAAUCAAAUCAGAAUUUUUACCAGAAGAUAACCAAUUGCUACCUGACCGAAGUCGACUUGAAUCCGCCAUAGAUUAUGUUCAAAAGGCAAUAAUUGUUUUACAAAAUCGUAAAAAAAAUCUUAAAUCACAAUUAAUCGCUUUGCAAGAAAAAGUCGGCAAAGGAAAGCAAGUGGCUACAACUGAUGAUGAAGAUAGUUCGAUCAUUGAAGAUGAAAUAAAAGAGAUUGAUGAAUUAUUGGUUGAAAUGGAAACUAAACUUGAAGACCUUAAAACAGUGAAAUCUUCAAAUGAUGAACUUAAAUUAAAUCCAAUUGAUAUGACGAUGGAUGAAUAUAAAAAAUCUACGACCGCCACCACCGCCAUUAAUGAUGAUAGAAAAGAAAAGAACACUUGA
Molecule: messenger RNA, 1002 nt
Organism: Entrophospora candida
Lineage: Eukaryota; Fungi; Glomeromycota; Glomeromycetes; Entrophosporales; Entrophosporaceae
Source: the annotation of a GenBank genome assembly